This is a messenger RNA of Bombus huntii, 6304 nucleotides long. RefSeq names its product protein enabled (gene ena). Bases 216 to 2528 code for a protein of 770 amino acids. The record is from RefSeq and is a predicted model, not a curated record. Lineage: Eukaryota; Metazoa; Arthropoda; Insecta; Hymenoptera; Apidae. The transcript is spliced from 8 exons. Gene Ontology annotation, molecular function: SH3 domain binding.
GGUGGUAGGAGUAUGGGCCUGGAGUCGGCAAUAUGGCUGGCUAGAUGUGCAUAGGUAGGGUGUCGGGGUGGUGUUAGUGCCGUACGUUAUUUAUGUCGAACUACCGCAAAUCCUGCCCGAAUCUCGCGUGUUUUCAUGGAAUCGGUGAUAUACUGUGCAGAAGCAGGAAUACGGCUUGCAUGAAGGCAUAGCAUACGCUUCCCAGUGAAACAAACAUGAACGAAGUGAGCAUAUCGUCCGCUCGUGCGUCGGUAAUGGUAUAUGACGACGUUAAUAAAAAAUGGGUACCGAGUGGCAGUUCUUCAGGACUCUCCAAAGUUCAGUUAUAUCAUCACCAAGUGAACAAUACGUUUCGCGUGGUGGGAAGAAAGUUGCAGGAUCACGAGAUCGUCAUCAACUGCGCGAUCCUCAAGGGACUGAAGUACAAUCAGGCGACAGUCACGUUUCACCAAUGGCGAGAUAACAAGCAAGUAUACGGUCUGAAUUUCUCCAGUAAGGACGACGCCGACGCAUUUGCCAGAGCGAUGCUGCAAGCGCUCGAUGUGUUGAGCAAUGGAAGCAACAUAUCGAGAAGUCUUGCCCCCGCCUCAGCUACUCAACAGCAAUCCGUCUUUCAGCAACAGCAACCGACUAAUGCUCAAUAUGACGAAGAUAUGGGAUACAGAACUAUGACCAGGGAAGAUGUGGCGAUCAUUCAGGAACGCAGAAUGUCUCAGCAAAGCCAAGCAACAAAUAGUCCAAACGCAAUUUCCCCGAGUUGCCCCCUCGCAUCGCAACAACAACAACCUACUUCGCAACAGCAGCAGCAGCAGCAACAACAACAACAGCAAACGCCUCAACAAUCUGUGCAACAACAACCGCAGCCACCAGCGCCGCCACAACCACCCCAACAGCAACAACAGCAGCAGCAUCAAGCGCAACAACAGCAACAGCAGCCAAUGCAACAGCAAUCACAAUCCGGUCAUCACAGAACAUCGUCGGCACCGCCAGCUCCUCAACCUCAGCAGCAAACUGUUAUGCAAUCGAUGCAAGUUACCGGCGGUAUGGGAACUGCUGCAGGACAAAUGUCGAGCGGAGGUGCCCCUCCGAUACCACCGCCUCAGCCUCCUAUGGCGGCGGCAGCUCCACCGUGUCCGCCGACAAUGAUAAACUUUAACGCACCGGUACCACCACCCCCGAUGAUGAUGAACCAAUACGCGCAAUCCCCGUCAUCUCAGUCGAAUCUACCGAAUCAAUCUCAGGCGCAGUCGAUUUACGGUAGUACUCAAGGAAACCAGUACGGAGGUGCGCCAAAUAGUAAUCAGUACGCGACCGUCGCUGUCGUCGGGCAAAGUCCAUGUCAGUAUCCCUCCGGAAAUCAAAAUAACUUCUACAAUAACAACGGGCAAAUUAGCAAUGCGUAUCCUAGCGGACAACCGGGACAAGCAAACCAAUACGGUGGCGGCGGAAGUAGUAGUGGUACGGGUGGUGCUGGUGGAAAUCAGUAUGGAAGUAGUAAUUCGAUUAGUCAGUACGCGAGCAGUGGAACCGCGACGACAGGCCAGUACGGGGUAGGCGUCGGAGUCAACGUUGGCCAGCCUAACCAGUCUCAGUACAGUGUCGUAUCUCAGGCACAGGCACAGUAUGGUAACAACCAACUACAGGCAGUUUCGGCCGCUACGAAUCCUUAUGGAACACCAUCAAACUCGGUGAAUCAGUACAGCAGCACCGGCAGUGGUGCCGGUGGUAGCGGUGGUAACUGCGGAAGCAAUGCAGGCAGUGGCAGUACCGGCCCCGGCAGUGGACAUCAUGUGCCACCGGUUAAUCCUAAUAUUUACGCUCCCAUUGGCAGUGCCGGUCCUCAACCUCCUCCUAUGAUGCCGCUGGCUGGACCUGCUCCUCCUCCACCUCCUCCACCACCUGCUCCAAAAGUCAACCUACCUGCUACCAAUCUUAAUCCCCUUUCUGCAUCUGGUUCUACCGGAUCUGUAAGUUCCGUCACUACCAGCGAACCAUCGCCGGAUUCCAAUUCGUUGGCUGCUGCAAUUCAAGCGACUCGUCUUAAAAAGAAGCAGCAGGCAUCGCAGCAACCCGUGGAGAAUAGUGGUUCUAGUACCAGCAGCAGCGGAAGUGCUGGAAACAGCGGGAAUUACGGCACUCUAGGAAGGGGCGGAGGUGGUGGAAUGGCUUCUAUGAUGGACGAAAUGGCUAAAACUCUAGCUCGUAGGCGAGCUGCCGUUGAGAAGAAACAACCCGAACAACCGCAAGAACCUGAAAGUUCACCCGAUAAGAAAUCAUGGGAUAAGAACAGUUUGUCGAAUAAUAAAUUCUCGAACGGUGCCGAAUCACCGAAAUCUGUCCGCAAGAGGUUUGGUUCUGCUUCUGAGGAUACGCUCCUGAAAGUAAACGGCGUUAACGACGGGGCUGUGCUUACCGUUCAAGAAAUGGAGGCAUUUAAAGCGGAGAUCAUCAAGGAAGUGCGCAAAGAAUUCCAAAAGAUGAAACAAGAGAUCGUAGAUGCUGUCAGAGCAGAACUAAGUAGAAGAUAAAGAUGAGACGCGGACCAGUUUGAACUAAAGCGAAGAAGAAAUGAAAAAUUCUACCGCUGUGUAGAUCAAUCGAAACGAUCAUCGACAACCGUACACGACUUUUUUUUACUACGUAUUCGCGAAAAUGGAAUGCAGUUAUACCCCAUGUAUAUCAGACAUGUUUGUGUGUAAGUACGUUAUAUCUAAUCUAGUGUUCUAAGUGAACCGUACUCUUUCGUUGCUUACUGGACGAAUAGUAAGCAACCAUGAACUUUGGAUAAAAUCGAUUCUGAUUCUACCAAUUCGAUGCACAGCACACAUCACGGAUCGCCUACAUUUGCAUCCGUAUUAGUCUUCGGUGGUAUCGUACAAUUUCUCUUUCAUUAAUGACGAUUGCUGUUCUCCUUGUUCCGACAAGUAUUAUUCGUAGUUAAAUCGAGCAACCUAUCGUGACGUAACAUAAAAGCUGAUCCCACGCACAAUGGUAAACGCUUGCGUUUCUAUGUAAAUAUCACGGAAUUCGACUCAGCUAAAGAUACGUAAGAAUUUAUAAAAGAGAUUUCUCUAGUCUAAGAUGCAUUUAAAUUGGGGCUGAAAGAACCUUACGCGCGUUAAAUUGUUUCGCAAUAGUCAUGCAACUUUUUCUUUCUUUCUUCUUUUUUUUCUUUUUUUUUUUUUGAACAUUUGCUCCCAAUUUUCUUAUCAAAAUGCACGCAACUUAAAUUGAAUCUUACUUGGAUUUUUUCCGUACAUACCACCACUACUUCCAUGUACAGAUUUCAUUAAUAACGCACAGCUCGAUACAUUCCAAGUGAAAAUGUUUCGGUACCGUAAAACAGGUAGAACAGAAUGAAAGCGAUCAUCGAUCGAUUGCCACACAAUCUUCACAUAAACGAGUUCUCGGUUGAUUCGAGAUUUCUCUAAAUACACCCACACGAUCCGAUCGUUAAACGAUUACAUCGAUUUUAUAUUUACGCAUCAUUGAUCGCUACAACAAAUUCAAAAUUCGACAAAUGACCGACUUAGUGAUGACAGGGCGAUCGUGUUUGCUAUCGAUAUUGUAUACUACUCUCCGUUCUUAUAUUUUUUUAUCGUCUCUCGUACGAUUCUCACGGAAAAUGAGAAAAUUAACGUUGCAGUUCAUAUAUAUUCUAUGUAUCUAUAAUAUAGCCGUGUAUACGCUGAUUCGCACCAGCUUAUUGGCAUUUAUUGCAUACAACCAGAACAAAGUUCGGGGAGCGCGAGCGAGCGAGAAAGAGAGUGCAAAUGAGAGGAAGAAUGAAGCGCGAGAAAGAAGUGAGAAGAAAAAGAAGAAAAGAUAAUCGUGUAUCCAUUCCUCGCAAUAUCUAUGUAUGUAUUUUCGAACGUGCUACAUCACCGGUCAUUCGAUGUACGACGCGAUAUGACACGAUAUGAGGACAUACUACGAUAUGUGCGUAUCUAAAUUCGAAUGACGCGUGAAAAACAUUGACGAUUCUCAUCGCAUUUAACAUUUAACUGACAUCUUUCUUUCCUUCUUUUUUUCUUUUUCUUUGUUUCAUAAGACAGAUUUGUGAUAACCGAUUUACUAAAUUAACGCACUAAUUAAGAGCGCAACGAUAAUGUUAAGUAUUAUCGAACUAAAUUUUAAAUCUCAAUUUCUAGUCGUAUAAGGAAAGUAAAGAUUAAAGGUAUUAAUCACCGAUACACUGUCACUAUUCCGUGGGAUAAGCUAAUGUCUCGAUAUGACGUGUGUCUUUCGGAGAUGUAACUGAUAAUUAAUAAUUGUCCAUCGUUUCGCACGUUCUCGCACAAAUAUUCUCUGUGAAUGUGAUUCACUUCUGAUUUUAUUCGAUCAAACUUUCUCUUUUGUAUUACGUAUUUUUUCACGGAACUGUAAUUCCAGACUGGUACGUCGAUCUCAAUACAUAUUCCAUUUGCAUUUACCGUGAAACAUUCUUUCAAGAUGUUUUAACGUUCGUGAAAUUGAAAAAAGAAAAUGAAACGAUCAAUUUUAUAAUAAUACCGAUACGGCGCUAAGCAACAGCCGACUGAACUGAAUAAACUGAUACUCUUAUUGUAACGAUAAGUACAUAAGUACAUAUUCCGGCAACGUUCUUUGCCAUUUGAUGCAUUUUACAUUGAAAUAACGUAUUCCGCUCUGUCUAUCGCAUUCCACUAAUGGAAAUGUACAAUUUUUCAAGGUUUUUACGCUUAUCGGGCUUUAUAUUUUUUCAAUGAUUUAUGUUUCUACUCUACUUUUUAAGCUUUCCACGGUAAACUUAAUGAUCUUGCAAUCAACGUUGCGUUGUCUUGAGAAAAAAAAAAAAAAGGAAAAAAUAACGAUUUGACGAAGCCUUCCGUUCGAAGAUGCAAGACUAAAUUUUAAACGAUUAAACAACAGGUGGAGCAGGUAUGAGGAUGUGUGCGUGUAUGAGUGACAUUGUAUGUGCGCGCGUACGUAUCGAACGUGUGUGUGUCCAUGAAUGCGCACGCGAAUGUCAAAUGGCGAUGUAGCGUGUAAAGGAGCGAGAACAAGAGAGAGAGAGAGAGAGAGAGAGAGAGGGGGGGGGGAGAGGAAGAGAGAAGGGGAAAUUUUGGGCGCGGCAACGGUGAACGUUCGAUGGAUUCGAGGGAAUGAACUAAAUUGCACGGGGUACGAGAAAAGCGACUAGUGUUAGAUGCAUUUAUAAUUAUAUUUAACAUAUGUAUAUUUAUAUAUACAUAUAUCAUACAUGGAUAAUUUUAAUAUGACAAGAUUAAACGCGCGAGCAUAAAGAGUGUUUGUUACGAUUGAAAUUAUUUAAGAAGCGCAAAAGAGAGAGCAUGCCGAUAACGGAUCGACGCGUUGGUUUUUGCGACACCGACGAAUCGGGUCGAAUCGAGACGGAUCGAGACGGAUCGAGACGAAUCGGGACGAAUCGAGCCGAGUCGGCGAGACUGUGCCGUGUCCAGGGCCAUUAUAAACGGUGUGUAUUAUAAUUAAUGUAUCAGCAGCAAGAAAAUACACGUAUGAUAUAAAAGAAUAACGAGUGAAACGCUAUUUUAUGUAUUACGUGCGACGCAACGGCAACGAGAGUUCGAAAAAAGCAGAAAGAAAUUUUAUUUUACUCGCUAAUCAACCUGCCUCCCUCGUCAUCAAGUUCGAUAACGCGCUCGCAGUUUCUGCCGAUUAUUCCUUCUGUCCGAAACAACGAUUGUUAACGUGUCACCGCGUGCACGAGUGCGUACGCGUGCGUGCGUGCGUGCGUGCGUGCGUGCGUAUCAGUGAUACCUUAAGUUCGCGUGACUUAUUAGCCGACCGUCGAGUCUCGUCGCCGUUUCCCGUCGUUGUUUAUAAUAUAUGUAAAUCGACGAUGCAAAUGAAGAAUAAAUAAUUGGAAAAAGCAUAUGGUAAUUAUGAACGUUGUAACGAAUAAAUAGCCUCGUGGCGAAACGAAAUGGCAGCGUUUACAUGUUCGAUUACUUUGCUAGAAGCGGGCCGCACCCUUCGUGUGGCAAACAAAAAUGGUGCGUCGUCUGGUCACGAGAAACGUCGAUAUCGUCCCUUAGCGAACUAUCUAGGUUCUACAACUGGCAACGACAACGACGGAACGCAUCCUAGACUCAUCGAAAAGAAAAGCUCGACGAGGCCACGUAGCGUAUUCUAUUAGCGUUUAAAGCGACCGCGAGGAAAAUUUAUACGAAAUACAAUUAGCAGUACUAACGUACGAAGUUUGAAGAACCGAUGCCGAACACGCACUGUUUCUUAAGACGUAUCUUGAAAAUAUUUGUAUGUAAAUGAAUGACGAAACAAUAAAAAGUAUACGCUCAAUCUA